UCGGUUUCUCUCUCUUUUAUUUCUCUGUCUCUCAUAUCACAACCCUUCCUCUAUUAUACACAUUGUUUUCUACCUAUUAUUAUUAUUAUUAUUCAUGGAAUAAAUAUAUAUGUUCUCUCCUCACUCCUCUUGUGAACCUCAAUAAAUACUCUUAUCUCCCCCUCCUUUUCUCUCUCUCUCUCUCUCCGUCCUUCUCCCAUUAGUUUACUUACUCACUAUACCUUGAUCACACAGCUCAAGGAGAAUUUCAAGAGGUUCUCUUGCAAGUCUUAAUUUCCAUGAUCAUGGGAUACCAAAAGCCUGCAUGGUUGGAAGCUCUUUACACACAAAAGUUCUUUGUGGGGUGCUCUUACCAUGAGAACGCUAAAAAGAAUGAGAAGAACGUCUGCUGCUUAGAUUGUUGCACCAGUAUUUGCCCUCACUGCUUACCAUCUCAUCGCUUCCACAGACUGCUUCAGGUUCGCCGCUACGUUUACCAUGAUGUUGUUAGGCUUGAAGAUCUUCAGAAACUCAUAGAUUGCUCCAACGUUCAGGCUUAUACCAUCAAUAGUGCCAAGGUGGUGUUCAUCAAGAAGAGACCUCAAAACCGGCAAUUCAAAGGAUCAGGAAACUACUGCACCUCCUGUGAUAGAAGUCUUCAAGAGCCUUUCAUUCAUUGCUCUCUUGGAUGCAAGGUUGAUUUUGUGCUGAAACACUACAAGGAUCUGUCUCCAUACUUGAGGACAUGCAACUCCCUACAACUAAGUCCUGAUUUUCUGAUCCCACAAGAGACGGUGGAUGAAGAGGUGACUCGUUCAACGGUUGUGGAUUGUGAUGAGCCAAUGAGUUCGUGUUCAGGGUCAUCAGGGUCAGAGAACAACAUGAGCAUGUCUUGCACAGAGAUUGUAAGGAAGAGGAGGAGUGGAUGGAGCACUGUGUGUGCAAAAUUCAUGGCCAACAGCAAUAACAAAGUUUCUGAUGAAGACAUGGCCACCAGCAUGAGUAGAAGAAAAGGGAUCCCUCAUAGAUCCCCACUGUGUUAGCUGCACUGAUGAACCCAGAAAAAAAGAAGAACAAAAUAAUGAAUUUAUGAGUUUAGUACUUGUUAAAUUUUUAAUUUUUUUAAUCACUGUGAUGUGAUAUUUUGACUGAGGUGAAAUGUUCAAAGUUCUGUGUCUCUGUCUCUCGAAAUUGAAGAUUUUGUUUAAUUAAUGACUUGGUCGGGGGUUUUGUCUUAAUGGCAUCACGUGGUUCCCAAUUCCAAGUUAUGUCUGUACAUUGAUAAAAGAUAUUAUUAUUAUGAUCAUAAUAAUUGUGGUUAAAUCA
Molecule: messenger RNA, 1305 nt
Organism: Vigna umbellata (rice bean)
Lineage: Eukaryota; Viridiplantae; Streptophyta; Magnoliopsida; Fabales; Fabaceae
Product: protein RGF1 INDUCIBLE TRANSCRIPTION FACTOR 1-like
Source: RefSeq, a predicted model, not a curated record